CGUAUUCUCUUUCUUUUCUUAUUUUAUUUAUUAUUGUUAUUUUUUAUUCUGACCGGUUGUAUUAUUCGUAAUCUAAAAAAGAGAUUUGUUUUUCAUUUUUCAUCAAUCCACUGGCACGUUUUCGCCAAAAAACAUAUAAUUUAUACACCGUAAUAUAAUAAUGGAACUAUGACUCUCGACCACCACGCGCCUAUAGUAAACCUUGAAAAGCCCGACUCGACGUCCAUGACCAUGCUGGCGUGGUCUCAACGACAGCUUCAGAGUUACGUCGAUCUAAGCUUGAUUCACCCUAUUCGUGAUCUCUGCCAAGCAUGGCAGGAUGGCGCGGCUUUUUUGUGCCUGGCUCAUCGGUUCUGCCCAGAAACGGUACCUAAUCUCGUCAGCAUUAUCCACGACAAAGAUCCUCAACGCAACCUGGCCACCGCUUUUCGGUUAUUGCAAGAUCGGUUCCAAGUGUCACCGUGUGUUUCGAUGGAUACCCUCGACAGCGAUACCAUCACCGCCUAUCUGGGCCAACUGCGUGAAGUCAUUGACCGAGAAGAUUAUUCAUGCCAAGUGCAAAUACUCACCAAUCCAACGUAUCAGGAGAUGCCGGAUGAAUUCGAAAAUCGUGCAGCCUUUGUCUCUAAUAAAAUAUCACAGUUACAGCAUGAUCUCACCCAAUUAAUCUCGCUCGGCUCGAGAUCCAUCCGUGAUAGUGACACCAGCACCCGUAGCAACGCUACCCUCCAUCCUGUCCCUUCGUCAUCCACCCGUUCCUCUUCCCUAAACGAUACUCCCGACGAUCACCAUGUUGGCAACUCGCAGCAUGACGUGACUAAUGAUUUGAACCCAUCGGUUGAUGAAAAAGUGGCUCAGGCACCGUCAGCCCCGCUCCAGGAUGAUCUCGCCACGCUCACCCAAUUCGAAACCGAUCUUUCGACGCUGGAAAACAAAGACUUACCGGAAUUGCACGCCUACGUGCAAAGUAUGCCUGAAGAAAUGCGUCAUCACCCGACGGUUUGCGCUCGAAUGCAAGCGAUCGAGGUCGCGCAUACAGCUUUUGACUUGCAGUUACAGAAAGGUGCCGCCGAAUUGGACGCUUACCGCAGCCAUCUCAUCUUUAGUCACAUCUUUGCACCGAUUCGGAAUGAUCUGGAAUUUAUUCAAGCCAAAAUGCUGAAAACCACGACAACCGACCUCGGCAUCCAAGAUCUCGAGGAACGUGCUCACAAUGCAGGAUUGGUGAUUGACCGCAUCCGAUCGCAGCAUGUGGAUUUGUUGACAAGUUCACGUGCCGAGGAUCGAGCGUAUCGUGCCCACUUUGAUGUGCUCGUGCAGAAGUACAAGUUGAUUUGUUCUUGGGUGGAUGAUGUACGUAUCUGGUUUGUGGAAGCGGAGCGGAUUCGUCAGUGGAUUGAGCAACGCAUUGAGCACUUGGAGGCAAAAGGCGCGCUCGACGCGUUGAACGAGGUCGAAUUCGAGUUUACCAUGGAACAAGUGGACCAUCUGAACUCCGAGCACGAGAUGUUGGAAAAAGAGGUGGAAGAAUUUGACAAGGAAGACAUGACACGGUUACGAGCUCAUGUGAAGGCUCUGACGGGCACCGAACGCGAAAAUAAGGACUUGAGUCCAGCCGACACCACCACCAUUGAAAUUACAUUUACAACGCUCAUGACCCUCGAUCGCCUCAUCCAUCUACUCCGACGACGAUCGUACGAUCUUCAGAUCCUUACCUUGCGCAUGUUUUGGGAGCAGGAGUAUAUCAAAUCCAUCGAAUGGGUGCGAUAUACACAGACUGAAAUCAAGGAGUUUGUGCAAGGGAAAGCGCGAUGGCGAUCGGAAGGGCCCAAGGGCGGGGCAAUCGAAGAAACGGAAGUCAUGGAACAGACAGCGAGCGAACUGAAAGAGCAUAUCAUUGGUUUGCUGAUUGAUCUCGAACAGCGUAUAGCCGCUUUUGAUCAGGGUCAAUUCACCACCACCGUGAACGUGUAUCAGGAUAUGGACGACAGCUCCAACGUUGAACUGCCGAAUCAUCUGGAAUCGCGCCAAGUCGCUCUGGAGGAAGCAUUCGAGGACGUGAUCCUCCGCAUUGCGUUUGCGCGCACUGUGGUCGAGCAACGGCUCAGCGUAACGGAUUUUGUGUAUCGUGCCGAUGCGCUCAAGGCCAACGGUGAGAUGAUCCGGCAAGCGAUCGUCACGGCGGAAUCAAAUGCCGACGCUGAUGCCACGGACACGGAAUUUACGAGACAAGUCCAGCUGUUCCAAGAGCAAGCAUUGCAAUUGGUAACCGAAGCCGCCACGCGGAUCAUUUAUACCGAGACUUCCCAACCGUCAGAGCAGAAAGCCAACGCAGAAGCCAAUGAUAACAUUCGAUCGGUGAUUGACGCCCGCACAUCUGCCCUUGUGUUAUUUGGCGAAGCAUUGGAUCACAAACUGGCAUCGUACCGCCAUGUUUUGCAAGUACAUAAACGAAAACAGCAGAUUCAGCAAGACAUGCAUCGCUUUGAUACUUGGAUGGAUGAACGACUUGAGACUGUCAAUAGAUUCAAGGUCGAUUUGUUUGUAGGAAAAUGUACACUGGAUGACACCGAUCUGGCCAGGCUACAGAAAAUCCGUGAUGAUCAUCAGAGCAAGGUCAAGGCAGUUAAACAUACCGAUUUUCCAAAAUUGCAGGACAGCAUCAUGUGGUUGCAAGAAGCCGUUUCUUCAGCUCACAUUGUCAAUAUCGACGUGGGAACUUUUGAAGAAGAAUUUGAGCGUUUACAAGCAAAAUUGGCUCUACUCGAAUCAUUGCUCGAUUACCACACCGCGGCCCUUGCUGUCCUGCAACUUCGAAUUGAUUGGGAACGUAGGCACAGUAAAGCGAGUCAAUGGGUCGUAACGACAACCCGCAAGUUGUGGGACCUUAUUACCACCAGGGCACAGUGGCAGCCAUCCAUGAUCGAAAAGACAGUGGACAACAACGACUGGAGCAGGACAAUGGAGGAUUUUGCAGAUAUGCAACGUAAAUUUUCAGAUUUUGAAGGAAACCAACUCACACGUCUGAAUCAAGCAUUCGUGUCGUUCAUGCAGAGUCUGAAGGAUAUCGUCGACAACCAUUCACAUGUUCAGAACGACGCAGACACACACAGCAUAGAACACGUACAACGGCGUCAAGACAUACUGCAUGAAAGUAUCGGGCAUUUCUCGGAGUCCAUGGCGUAUGCUCAGGCAGUCAUAGACCAACACGUUGCAAUCACGCAGUUUGUUGAAAAAGUACGAGAGUUGGAAUCCUCGGGUCAACAGAUAUUGCAGGACAUAAAAAUGGCAUUCGACAGGAUCACCACGGAAGCAGACGCGUCAGAUUUCGACAAUGUCAUACAACAAUACGGCGAUAUUAUUCAUGAGUUGUGGAUGCAGAGUGGAUGCGAACUCCCUUAUCCUGUAUGCACGCCCAGUGCUCGCACCAACUGCCCUCUGGAUGAAGAGGACAAUGUUCACGAAGAGAUCCGUGCAGUGACACUUCAGCAAUACGACCAAUUGUUGCAUCUGAGCAGAGAGAUGCACAGCUUGAACGAAGAGUACAAACGAGCCACGUAUUUACACGCUGAAUUUCAACGUUGCUUGGAGCGGACGGCUGAUACGGAAGUGGAGGUUGCAAGGAUACGAACCAAAUUGUCCACCAAUGAUUUGGCGCAUUCGAUAACGACUUGCAUGAACAUCUCCGUGCCCGAUGAAAUGACUAUAACGGAAACAAUGAAUAGAUACGAUAGUAUAUUCAAGGCCAUGAACGAAAUCCUGGAGAUGAACCUACCUGGGCUCAUUCAACAGAUCGAUACGCUUGAAGAAGCUGUCCUUCAAUCGGAUUGUGGGCUAUAUGUCGAUAUCGCUCAAUUAAAGGACGGAUCCAACCAGUUGCAAAUGCAUGCCGAGGAAGUAGUCUGCUUGAUGACGCUCAGAAAAGAAGAACUCGCAAUUUAUAAGACGACGAUUGCUUGGAAGCGUCCAUGGUUGCAAACGUAUGAAGUGAUGGACGAAUUAACCGAUGACGUCCAUUCUUUCGAUACUUUGCUGGGUACACAAUCCAAGGAAUUUUCAUCCUCGCGUUGCGACUUUAAGGAAGCAGUAGAAAAACUGCAAAUAGAGAACCGACAAAUUGAAAAACGUUUCGUUGCCUUAGAGUCGACUGAAUUUCAAACUGCUCAGUCAACGUAUAACGAACUCGUCUGCAUUGUCAAUGACGCAUCAGACAAAAAGUUUGCACACGACCUUGAAGAACUGCAGUCGUCGCUAAAGAAAUCCAUGGACGAAUUACGAAAUAGGCUCAGUUCCCAAACGCAACAUCUGCACGCUUUGAAUCGUCGUCUCACCAUAGAGAAUCGCUUACAUGGAUGCCUGCAGCUGUUCUCUGAGGCCGGCGACCGUAUUGAGAAGUUUAUUGCGGAACAUGGUCGCGGAUCAAUGCGCUCCAAGACCGAUGAAGCAGCCAAAGAAUUUAAUGAUCCAUUGAAUCUCUUGCAUUCGGAGGCCACCGCUGCUAUCGAUAGGAACCAAGAAGUACUUGAUCAAGUGGCGCAGGAUGAGAUGGUAUGGUGUGACAGCACUCGCGAAUUACAAACAGCUGUUGAGACGAAUAUGGAGAUAUUGCGUGAACAUCUUGCCUUUGCAAAGGCAGUUAUGGAUCAACGUGUCAUUCUUGCGCAAUACUUGGAAGCCAUCGAGCGCCUUGAGCAAAAGGGCGAGGACAUCAAAGCCAAGAUCCUCAAUGCGGAGAGUACAGACACGGAUAUUGACCAGGAAGUCGAUGGAUACGCCAAUGAAAUUGACCAUGCCAUCCGGCAGCAAGACAUCUGCAUCACUUACCCUGUCCGAAGCUUUUCCGGGUAUGAGCCGGCGUCGCGUGAAUUGGAUGAACGUAGUAAUGCUUCUAUUCAAGGCAUGAUCCAUGCUCGUCAAGCACGACUGCAAGAAAUGUUGGUCUCUGUACAAUCGAUUCUCGAGUCGAAGAAACGGUUGUCACGUCGGAAAGCCAUUGAAGCGGCUUAUUACGCUGAAGCCACUGUCGUUCAGCAAUGGAUCGUGACGAAAAAAGAAGAGCUCGAGCGAGCCAUGGCCCGCAUUGGCUCCCCUACCUUUGCGGUCGAUUGUGAAGUGCUUGAUUCAGUAUGCACCAACGUACGGUCCAUUGAGUCUGCCUUGACGACGUACAGUGCUGCUUACACUUCUUUGAAAUCAUUGAUUCCGAAAGCGCAAACCAUGAUUGAGAACGACGCUUUCGAGGGCGACGAAAAAUCGCUGGCCGAAGCUGAUGUGGAUAACAUGCAGGUAGAGCAGGGCAAAAUCGAUCAUCUGUGGUGCGAACUUCAGGACAACGUACAGUCAUCUCAACAAACCUUAUCCAUCUUGCAACGGACGUCCGAAUUCAUGAAAUCAGUGGAUAGCGUUCGUAUACAGUGUGCCUCUAUCCGCGAAUCAUUGGACGAACCGCAAUGCCCUAAUAUGGAUAACGAUCACCUCAGACAAUGCAGAGAAAAACUACAAAAAAUGAGAACUGAGACGAUCGAACGAUUGCAAGCUCAAUUGGUGGAUGAAAAGCGAAAACAAGACCAACAUCAAAGCGAUGCCGCCAGCAGCUCGGCAAUUCAGGAGAUGCAAGAUGCAUUGGCAGAUAUAGAGGGUCUAUCGCGAGAUAUUUUACAGUUCAUUGAAACCACUCAUGCGCGUUUCUCCGUUUUGCACAGGCAGCGGCAGUGUAGGGAACUGUUGCAAAAACUGGAAGCAUUUGUCGGCGAGACAAUGAAUCUAUUGCAGACAACGCGCGAUGAACAGCUCAGAAAAAUUGAAAUCGAAUCUACGGACUGCAACCAGCUUUUGAAAACAUGCAACUCGGUGAAUCGAUCCAUUGAUGAUUACAUCAAACUGCUUGAUGAACAGCGUCUGUUGGUUCGUUGGAUGCAUGAACAUGACGUGGACGAUAUGCAAGCGAUUGAUCAAGAGUCGGAAAAACUGAAGCAUGGAUGGGACGAACUGCUGCAAAAUCUUUUUGACACGAGAAGAUGGGCAGCGACGGUUGGUCAGUGGUACGAUUUGCAGGCACUGCUAGAUCAAAUACAACGCGAAAACGUAGUGGCCCUACAACAAAAACUGUCUACUGUCGAUGUAACAGCCAAGGACAGCGGUAAAUCCCUAAACGAUCUCUCCACCGAACUACAGCUGGUCCAUGCCAAGUUGGAACGGGCGACGAUGACAGCAGAUAGCAUUCAAAGCGGGAUCGAAGAUUAUGACGAACCCCAUAGACUCCAUUUCAAAGAUUGGUUGGAUGGUAUUUCGGCAACUUUGGGAAAUUUGAAAGAGGCGUUAUCGAUGAAGGAAAAGGAACGAGAAGUAUUCAUCUGGCACCAAGGCUAUCGACAAUGGUUGCUGGCAAUCCAAGAAACGGCUCAGCAACUCGACCAAUCAUCCAGUGAACGUGUAGCAGCCAUCCGCGAGUAUACCUUGAAACAGGAUGCAGGAACGCUCUACCGCAAGCAAGCGACACUCUUUGGAACAGCGGAAACAACGUACAAGGAUGUCUGUGAACAAUUUGUCAAUCGGGAUCAGCGAAAGAAGGACCAAGAAUCGGCGAACCUGGAAACCGAUGACAAUGCUAUUGAAAAAUCUGUCGAGGAGACACUGGCUUCUCUCCAAAAUAGACUGCAUGUCGAAGAAACUGUGAUGGAUGUCAUGCGUCGAUUCGUAGGACUGAGCAAGAGUAAAUCGGAUAUUGUAUUGUGGAUUGACAACUGCAGCAAGGUGAUUGAUGACCUGUCCAAAGACGAAAUGAUGGAUGAAGCCGAAAUGCUGCAGGAACUGCACGAUGUGGAAACGAAGAUUGCCGGAUUCGACAAGACGGUCCAUUCCUUUGAGGGCAUGUACCAGACACUGCAGGAUACUAUCUCAGACAUCGAUACGAAACAUGAAACCAGUAGCAUGGCAAUAGCUCAUUUGCAAGAUUUGGCGACCAUGCAACUGCAGGAGACCAAAGACUACUGGAAAAAAGUCAACACACUGUUGGAUAAUUUGAAGGUCCAGACCACCAAGACGCAAUUCCAGCUGAAUAUUGUGCGCAAAUUCAAACACAUCACACUGCUCCUUGGGGAAACGCGCGACCAGUUGAGCAAUUUGAUCAUUUUUGAUGAUCGAGACACUGCCAUAUCACCUCAUCAAUUGCUCCGAUUAUUACGCGAAUCUGAAGUCAAGCCAUUGGCCAAAUCACUCGACACGAUUGAUUCGCAUAACACGGAAAAGUUGAUGAACGACAUUCGUGAGCUGGACGAGAUGCUCGAUGCGCUGGAGGAUGAUAAGACAUUUAUUCAACAACGGGCCGAGGUGGAGGCGGCCAUGGCCAGUUUGCUGCAAUCGAUCGCCGACAAGCAACAGCAAGUCACUCGAGGAUUGACGAUUGGACGAUAUUUGGCGGUGACAGAUAACACGGAAGUGUUGCUGAGCUCGUUGGAAGAAGCGAUUGAAAAAGCGGCCCCUUAUCGAGCGACGAUGAUCGGAAGUAAUUUCAGCAAGGCCGAUUUGCAAGCGAAACGUAUCGAGCUUGAUGCUCGGUAUAAAUACUACGAACGAAAGAUUACCGAAAGUUUAGAAGCAGCUACACACGAGGGGUCGCUGGUCGACGCCGAAGAUGGAUAUCAUCAAGCGAUUUCGAAACAACUAGACGAGUUACACCAACGAUGGCAUACAGUCCAAAGCCAAGUCAAAGCACGCAAAACGGAGCUUAUUCACAUCAUGGAAUCGGCGGCUGAGCAAGACACCACAAAAAAGAUUCGUAUUCGAAAAUCGUCCUUGCCUACACGUAAAGCGUCGUCCUUCCUGCGAGACCGCGAUGUGUCUUCACCUUCACGAUUAACACCGACAAGCAGUACAUCCAGUACAAGAACCACGCCGUCCGUUUCCAGUAAACUUGUUCCUUCAUCGUUGUCUUCGGGAAUUCCAGGCAACGGACGUGUACUGAGCAGUCGAUACUUAUCGCCGGCCUCGACGCACCGCAAGCAGCAGGCUUCCAAAUCGGCCACGAGUUUGAAACCACCGGCCAUUCACGGACCUCAAACUCCGCCUAAUUCAUAUGUGGCCGAUCCCGACAACGAUUUGGAUAUAGAAAUUGGUCGCAUUGUCAACGAAGCGCCGUAUCGAGUCAAGGUGAAAAUGGUGCCUGGCGAAGUCGGCCGUUACUGGUUUGGUGAUGCGAAUCCUAAACUGUGCUACUGUCGAGUAUUGAAAAGCAAGAUGGUGAUGGUGCGAGUCGGUGGUGGUUGGACGGAACUAUCCCAAUUUCUCAGGGAUCAUGCGUUGUUGGAAGGGGAUUUUAUUCCGAAAUCUCGAAGAAAUUUUGGGGAAGAGAAAAAGACGCAGCAAAAGCCUCCGACCAUUCAAGAAGGAUUUAUUGAAACUCGACGUGCUCAGCUUCCUUCGGGUCGACCGAUGCCUCGCAGCCAUCGAAGCACUUCACCGAAUCCUCCGGUGGACAGUUCCCGUUCCACCCCGCCUCAUCUUCAGACGGGAUACAAGGACGGAGAUCGGUUUAUCGCUAUGGAUCGUCACGGGAACCAACUGGAAGUGAAAAUGACCAAAUUCGAUGUAGGACAUGUGAGCGAAGUGACGAAACGACGAUUGGCAAGGCGAAAGGACAUGGCAAAAGAUAUACAGUAACCAUGGGGUUCUUAAACACUCGUUAUUGGACAAGUCUUACAAAAAUUACUGCAAGUUACUCCUUAUUUUUUGGCUUAAAAGUUUC
Messenger RNA from Radiomyces spectabilis, 8743 nucleotides. RefSeq lists its product as uncharacterized. The record is from RefSeq and is a predicted model, not a curated record. Lineage: Eukaryota; Fungi; Mucoromycota; Mucoromycetes; Mucorales; Radiomycetaceae. Gene Ontology annotation, molecular function: microtubule binding. The coding region runs from base 169 to 8658 and encodes 2829 amino acids. The transcript has 2 exons.